AUUCAACCUGUUAACAAAAAAAAUUAAGCAGGGGGAAAAUAUCAACGGGAAGGAAAGAUAUAUAUACAUAUAUAUAUACACGUAUAUAUAUACAAUUUAGAAGUAUUCCCCAGGUGGCCACAAAGCAUGGGCUGUGUUCCAAGCACCAACCUCUCUGACAGCAGAGUGAUCUGUCACAGUAGCAAUGAGUCUGAGGAGUACAAUUUCCCUCACCAGACCAACACAACCAUGUCUCAACAGCAGCAAGGCAACCCCGUCCCAGGAUUAUUCAUUAAAUGCUACAACACAUCCACUUAUGAGGCGAGGACUAAUUCCUCUAAGAAAGACAAGAGGGAGAACAGCCAGAGCAUGGAGGCAGAGGCCCAGACCGGCAGAUCCAAUGUUAAGGCACCAGUAACAGAUGUGCAGUUUGGCCCUAUGAGACUCCAUCAAGAUCAACUUCAGGUACUUUUAGUGUUUGCUGAGGAAGAUGAGCAGAGUAACGGGUUCCGCUGGGCGUGUGACAAGGCUGGAUUUCGAUGUCAUGUUGCCAGGACACCUCAGUCUGCACUAGAAUGUUUUCUAGAUAAACACCAUGACAUUAUCAUUAUUGACCAUAGACAUUCCAGAUACUUCGAUGCAGAAGCAUUAUGCAGGUCUAUCAGAACAACGAAAGCCUCAGAAAAUACAGUCAUUAUUUGUGUAGUACAAAGGCACACUGAAGAGUCAUCAAUAUUGCCCCUGAUCUCUGCUGGCUUCACAAGGAGAUACAUAGAAAAUUCUAGUAGAAUGGCCUGUUACAAUGAGUUGAUUCAGCUGAAAUUUGGACAGGUGCAGGCACAAUUCAAACUAAGGGCAUGUAAUUCAUUAUUUACAGCAUUAGAGAAAAGUCAAGAAGCCAUUGAGAUCACAAGUGAAGACCAUGUAAUACAGUACGUCAAUCCUGCUUUUGAAACAAUGAUGGGCUAUCAAAUAGGUGAACUAAUAGAAAAGGAAUUAACAGAAAUGCCUAUAAAUGAAAAAAAAGCUGAUUUCCUAGAGACUAUUAAUUCCUGCAUAAAGAUAGGAAAGGAAUGGCAAGGAAUGUACUAUGCGAAAAAGAAAAAUGGAGAUAGCAUACAACAAAAUGUGAAGAUACUGCCUGUCAUUGGACAGGGAGGAAAGAUUAGACACUAUGUGUCAAUUAGUAGACUGUGCAAUGACAACAAUAAGGUGGAGAAGACGUGUGAAUGUAUUCAGGCUGAAUCUCAGACAGAUACUCAGACUUGCAGACACAAAGACAUGAGGAAAGGAUCCCUGGAUGUCAGAUCCACAACAUCACGUGGGAGUGAUGGCAGCUCCCAGCGGCGUCGCUCCUCCAUGGCCAGGGUCCAUUCCAUGACUAUCGAGGCUCCCAUCACCAAGGUAAUAAACAUCAUCAAUGCUGCACAAGAGAGCAGUCCCAUGCCAGUUGCAGAGGCUUUAGACCGGGCUUUGGAGAUUUUAAGAACCACUGAAUUGUACUCUCCACAACUGGGGACAAAAGAUGAGGAUCCACAUACAAGUGACCUUGUUGGAGGGUUAAUGACAGAUGGUUUACGAAGAUUAUCAGGGAACGAAUACAUAUUGUCAGCAAAACAAACUCAUCAGGUCGCUGGCAGUCUGAGCUCUCCCAUCUCCCUCAAUGACAUACCCCCACGGAUAACACAGGCAAUGGAAAAUGAGGAACAGUGGGAUUUUGAUAUCUUUGAACUUGAGGCUGCCACCCAUAAAAGGCCUUUGGUUUAUCUGGGUCUCAAAAUAUUUGCUCGCUUUGGAAUCUGUGAAUUCCUAAACUGUUCAGAAUCCACUCUGAGGUCAUGGUUACAAGUUAUUGAGGCUAACUACCAUUCCUCCAACUCCUACCAUAACUCUACUCAUUCAGCAGAUGUACUACACGCUACUGCUUACUUCUUGUCUAAAGAAAGAGUAAAGCAAACUCUGGAUCCGAUUGAUGAGGUUGCUGCGCUCAUUGCUGCCACGGUCCAUGAUGUGGAUCACCCAGGAAGAACAAAUUCUUUCCUGUGCAAUGCUGGCAGCGAGCUCGCCAUUCUCUACAACGACACGGCCGUGCUGGAGAGCCAUCAUGCUGCCCUGGCUUUCCAGCUCACCACCCGGGAUGGCAAAUGCAAUAUAUUUAAAAACAUGGAGAGGAAUGAGUACCGAACCCUUCGCCAAGUCAUUAUUGACAUGGUCUUAGCAACAGAAAUGACAAAGCACUUUGAGCAUGUCAACAAGUUUGUCAACAGCAUUAAUAAACCCUUGGCAGCGCUAGAAGAAAAUGGGAAUAAUGGUGAUGGAGAGUCAAUCAAAACUGUUCUCAGGUCUCCUGAAAACCGUAUUCUUAUCAAACGCAUGUUGAUAAAGUGCGCUGACAUUUCCAAUCCAUGCAGACCCAGAGAACAGUGUAUAGAAUGGGCCGGACGCAUCUCUGAGGAGUACUUUGCACAGACUGAUGAAGAAAGGAGACAAGGUUUACCUGUUGUGAUGCCAGUUUUUGACAGAAAUACUUGCAGCAUCCCCAAAUCCCAAUUAUCAUUCAUUGAUUACUUCAUUAUUGAUAUGUUUGAUGCCUGGGAUGCAUUUGCAGACCUGCCAAAUCUGAUGGAGCAUCUGAAUAAUAACAUUAAAUACUGGAAAGGACUGGAUGGAAGGAACCUGCGAGUCCUUCGACCACCACCAGAAUAGCGGUUAGACCACGGCGUGUCAUUCACUAGCCAGAUGCAUAUUUAUUCAAGCUCACUUUUAUCUGUGUGAAUUCAGAUUUGUUUUGGUCUCUUCAGUAUUACAGUAAAGCUAGCCCAUGCACUUGGGGAACUUUCACAUUCAAGAGAACACGAGGUCAGCAGUUGACUUCCACAAAGUACCAUGUGUGGACUCGGAUGAAAUAAGCCCACCAAGUGGAAUUACACUGGAUUGCUGGAGUACUUGUACUGAGGAGGGUUUAUUAUGAACAUACUUCUGCGAUACCUUCAUACCAGCACGUGAAGCUGGAAGACCUUGAAGAGAAUCCUCAUAAAAAGGACAUUCACUAGAAGUUUAUCUAUUAAUAGAGACUCACAGCUUUUAUGAGAAAGCUACAUGCUUUUUAUAAGCACUUAAGACAGUUAUGUAGAACAAUCAGACAUUUAAAGUGCAACUGUCUAUGAAAGAAUUUUUGAUCUAUGAAAAAUAGAUGUACUGUAUUUUUUCACAUCACAGAAGGUGCAAUCAUUCACUUCUGAGCACUACUGAAAGUGAGUUCUCCUUAAGAAAUUUAGUAGCAAAUGUAAAAAAUAACACAAGAAUUUUUGAGGUUGAUCGUUAGCAUCUAUGAUUAAAAUGUUAUGUUUUAUUUAUUUUGUUAGAUGUUCAAUAUUUUCUAUGAAUUUAUAAAUACUUAAAAGCCAAAGCCAACUUUAGAUGCAUUAUAAAUUUACAUGAUUCAUACUCAUUAAUAUACAUUUAAUUGAUGUACAGACCUUUUAUUUUCAUAAUGCAAAUACAAAAUACUAUACAAUGAUACAUUUUUAUUGCACUGUAAGGAUAGAUGUGUAUGUUUAAAUAUUGUCUGAUUUAUGUUAAUUAAAAUAAGUUUUAUUAAAAAGGUCUCACUUGAGAAUAGUAGAAUAAACAAGAACUGUAUACUGUCUGAGCACCAGAACUGCAGUAGUUCUCCCACAAACCAGUGAGGACCACCUGAUCUUCUCUUGGCUACAAAAAUAAUAAUGUGUUGGAGCUCUUUGUUUUCUCAUGACAUUUUAUGACUGAAUUCCCUGUUAAAGUCUGCCUUAUUUUAUAUAGUAUUUCUACAAAGCAUUCCACAGCAUAUAUGAAGAGGUGAUACUAAGCAUCUAAUGAAUUUCAACAUUUUAUAGCCAAUGUAUUUUCCUCUGCCAUAAAAGAAAAAGAACAUAAAACCACCAACAAAAACCUUUAACUCAAGAAGUUUGUAAAGGCUGUGUACCUUCACAAUUUGAAUGAAACCUUCAUAGCAACAACCAGAAAAUAAUAAAAUGUAUAUUUUAAGAAGUGUCAAGUCCUACCCAUUUCAUUUGAAAUGUAUGUGCACUUUGUAGUCUGCAGACUAACAAACGCAUGAAAUUCUUUUAAAAAUAACUAAGAUACUUUUUUUCUGGGGAAGGGAAAAGUUGAGGGGGGCUGAACUGGCAUAAGGGUGAUGAAAGGUGGUAUGUAGCUGGCAAGCCCAUCAGACCCUUCUGAUGGGUCUCUUCACAGCCACACGCAGUGUCACGCUGUGCUCCACUGAAGGACUCGAGGACUAUCCCGUCAGCCUUCCCAGUCAACAGAAAGGCACCAAAAGGCACUGAAAGAGUUGCUGACUGUCAUUACUGCAGAGGCAAUUGACUUUAGACACCUUCUGAACCAUUCCUGUAGAAGCAGAAGCCGGGAAGAGGUGGAUGAUGGAGCUGUUCAGGGACUGCAGCAGGAGCAGCCUUAAGGCUCCUGUGUCGCCAUUAGAGGAAAAUUGCAUCAUACCAUCAGUAUCUCCUCCACUUAUCUGCUGCGGUGAGGAUGGGAGAGGAAGUGUGGGCAUGAGCAUGUGGGCCCAGAGACUUGUCUGCAGUGCCUUUUCGUCUGGGUGUUUCUGUUUGUCCCAGUAGAGGAAUCAUUGAUAAAACACUUAAGAAAAUGUGUCUUGAACAUGAAGGAAUUGAGCAAUGGCAAAGCCAUUCCUGCCUAAAAGAGAAGAAAGGAUAAUAGAUAUCUAAUAAUCACUUGCUGGGUGCUGAGAAACAGCACAGGCAAGCAGUAGUCAGCUGUGCCCUUCAGUGAGACCAGAAGGGUUUGAUUCGUGACUCUGCAAGGAGUGCUGUGAAAUGAAGUCUCAGAGCGAUUCGCAAGCUUCAAAACAAAUAAUCUCUCUGCUGAUGUGUGACAUCAUGCCUCCAAGAGAUACUGGUCAGAGCUCCUGAGAUGCCAGAGCUUCAUCCUCCCACCCCACUGUGUGCUGAGCUUGGUGAGACUCCCGGGAGAACCGAAUGCCAGCGGUGGGCACAGAGUCCCAGCACUGUCCCCAGGCUGGGUGAUGCCAGCUAUUUCAGGCUCUGCUUACCGAUCUGUACAUAUUAAGGGAAGGAAUGGAGAUGGGACAAGCACAGCAGGCGCUGCACAGGACGGUGGCUGCUGGAGACAACUCAGCUGUGCGUGGAUGGAGCCAUCACUGGGGAAGGCGCUCCAUGGCCCAGCCGAGGGCAGGCCCUUUGUUCCCGGCUCCAGCAGUGGGUGAGGAGGGACACUGGACAUGCCUUCGAUUAUGAUAAGUUCUGUCGCUGCCUUAGCUGUCCUGUGCCAUGCCUGGUGAUGACCAUGGGGUCAUUCUCCUGAGCAGACUGCUCUGUACUCAGCCACCUGGCCUGCAUUCUCCAGUAGAUUCACCAAGCUGGCAGCAUAACAACGGGGCUCUUUGGUCCCUGUGGAGUCCCACUGCAGAGGUGUCUGAGCACCUCACAUUUGGCUGAGGAAAUCUGCCCUUGCACAGUCCAGUGAGAAGGUUGUGAAGUCCUGGGGACUCGACAGUUCAGUUCACUAGUUGGAAAGUAUUUUGCCAGGUCACAGCUAUGGUUUAAACACUUGAGGUGAAAGCUGAUGGUGGGGAGUGGGAUCAUGAGUUCACCAGCAGCCUUUGUGUAUUAGAGACUCUGUUUGGAGGUUCAGAUGUCCUCAUACCUCUGCUCUGAUACCUGUGAUUUACACUCUUUCAGGUAUAUACUUGAAAAUAAGAAUGAGGCUCUCAGUUUUUGGUUGAUAGGGGUAAAACAUGUUCCAGUCAGUAGUAGCUGGACCCAGAGUCAAGGGUUUAAAGCAUUUUGAAGCAAAGAAUGCUGCUUUCUCACCACUUCAAUCCCCUGCACAGGAGCUGUUCCCUGGGGUGGCCAUGCCACCAUCAGCAGGGCACACAUAGCCACAAGCUGCUCUGCUCACAGUCAGACAAAGCAACUGACAGUUUCUGGCCUGCUUACAGGCAUAAAGUGACCAUAAAAAACUUUUCUGCCCUGGAAAUAUUUUAAUUCCUGGUAGGUUAAGAAAUUACCCUGUGCUGGUAUAGCUCAGUGUUGCUAAACCCAUCCUCUAAGGCUUUUGAAACAGAUAUCCAAGAGCAGAUGGUACUAAUCACUGCUGUAGUGACAUACUCAGCUCCUGUUUUUGUGGUUUCUAAAGGCCUGUUUUGGCAAGACUUUUUUAAAGCUAUUUGAAAAGAACAGACAAGCUUUUGACACACCAUUCUAUGUAAAAUCUCUUCAGUUUUGCCAAUGGCAUUUAUUUGUAGAGACCCUGCAUAUUGUAGAGGCCACUGCUUGUUCCUGGCGAUUCCCUAGAUGGAAACUUGAACCAAUGAUAUUUGUAAUGAAUGUACAAUAAAUCUGUGGAAAAGCUUC
Molecule: messenger RNA, 6377 nt
Organism: Hirundo rustica (Barn swallow)
Lineage: Eukaryota; Metazoa; Chordata; Aves; Passeriformes; Hirundinidae
Gene: PDE8A
Product: phosphodiesterase 8A
Exons: 28
Coding region: 127-2685 (852 amino acids)
Biological process (GO): cellular response to epidermal growth factor stimulus; signal transduction; positive regulation of ERK1 and ERK2 cascade
Molecular function (GO): 3',5'-cyclic-AMP phosphodiesterase activity
Source: RefSeq, a predicted model, not a curated record